AUGCUGGGAAACCGCAGAGAAAAAGGGUACAGUCUCCUGCCAUUGACAGGAGGACAGCCGGAGCGGCUACCCUACCACUAUGUCGCGUAUUUCCUGCUCACUGCGUCAAACAUCCUCUUCCUUGGUCUCUGGCUGUUCUCAGGACACAUGAGCAGUGACUGUAUCAGACCGCAGAUAUCAUACUCACCCGCCAAAGACGACGGUGCCAUAGCCUACGUGAAGAAGCGCCUCAUGCGGGAUAUUGAGCAUAAUCCAUUCACGGGGGAACCUCGCCCUGAGCUUGAUGCUGCCUGGAGACAUAUACUUGAGCCGAUGACCACCAAGAUCAGUGCAGAAGAACUCGCCCACCUCCCUGACACAAGCAUCCCUUUUGCAGACGGCUCUGGGUAUAUCGCUGAGUUGGCUGUCUAUCAUGAGUUGCACUGCGUGAAACGAGUGCGCCGCUAUCUCCACCUAUCGCACUACAUGCCCAACAUCACCGCCGACGAACUCGUUCGUGAAAACACCCACAUCGACCACUGCCUCGAGUACUGGCGCGAGGCAGCCAUGUGCCGGGGUGACACGACGCUCGCGACAUUCCGGUGGAAGGACGGACUUCCCUACAGCAGGGUCUAUAGUGAUCACGAGUGUGUGGAUUGGGAGGCCUUGGAUGACUGGGCAAGGGGGAGGAUGGUGGAUAUGAGUGAUUAUUCUAUUCUGAAACAGAACUAG
Messenger RNA from Aspergillus nidulans FGSC A4, 711 nucleotides. Its product is annotated as oxidase ustYa family protein. Gene Ontology annotation, biological process: mycotoxin biosynthetic process. NCBI's taxonomy places the organism in Eukaryota, Fungi, Ascomycota, Eurotiomycetes, Eurotiales, Aspergillaceae. The record is from RefSeq and is a predicted model, not a curated record. The transcript has 4 exons. The coding region runs from base 1 to 711 and encodes 236 amino acids.